AUUGGGAGCUUCCGUUUGAGCUGAUGUGUGAUGCCAGCGACUAUGCUGUAGGAGCAGUACUUGGGCAAAGGAGAGGUGAAAAGAGAUUGCUCCAGUUGAAUCAGAUGGCUGAGAUGAGAGAGGAAGCAUAUGAAAAUGCUAGGAUAUACAAGGAGCGAGCCAAGCGAUGGCAUGAUAGGAACAUCCUAAAGCGAGAGUUUUUGCCUGGUCAGAAAGUCCUAUUAUACAACUCUCGCUUGAAGUUGUUCCCAGGUAAGUUAAAAUCUCGAUGGUCUGGACCAUUUGUUAUUUCUAAUGUUUUUCCCUAUGGUGCAGUUGAGCUGAAGUCAGAAGAUGACCGCACUUUUAAAGUAAACGGUCAUCUUCUCAAGCAUUACUUUGAAGGGGAAAAUAUUGAUGGUGAUGCCACUACGGUGGAUCUAGCAAAUUCGGUUGAAGAACUGGAAAAGUCGAACUAGCAACUAUAAACUAAGUGCUUCAUGGGAGGCAGCCCAUGUCUGAGAGCUAAAGUCCCUGUUGGCUCUCAAUUCUUUUGCUUCAUUUGUUUUAUUUUGAUUUGCUGUUGGUU
Molecule: messenger RNA, 568 nt
Organism: Punica granatum (pomegranate)
Lineage: Eukaryota; Viridiplantae; Streptophyta; Magnoliopsida; Myrtales; Lythraceae
Source: RefSeq, a predicted model, not a curated record